AUGUUCAGAUCCGCCCCAACCGCGACCGUCGCAGCAGCAGGAGGGCCACUGAGCCGCCGCGCUGCGUACUAUAACCCAUGCGCAACAGUCCUUCCCACACAGGUUCAUUUCACGCGAUUCCUCCGAACCCGAAGCGCGCUAAAUUCUCCUAGAAACUUGCCCUCCUUUCACCGCCUAGCCGUUUUCGCCGCUAGCGGUACAAGCCAAGCCUCGGGCGGAUCUGAGCCGUCAGUAUCGGCUCAGAUCCGUGGGAUCGGGGAAGUGGAGUUCGGCGGGAAGCUUGGCGGAAAGUUCCUACAGGAUGACGUGGGGCCGAACCAGGUGGUUCUCGAGGCGCAGGCGCGCGUGUGCACUGGACCCACGCAGACCCGGCCGCUGGGAGAAGAGGAGAUGCGGCGCGUGUUGGAGCAGAUCUUGCUUUCAGGUGUGCCCUCAAGUGUUCUGUCAGGUGCGCCUUCAGGUGUUCUGUCAGGUGCGCCUUCAGGUGUUCUGUCAGCCAAAGAGGAACUGCCUCCCUCUGAGCGAGUGUCACGGGCGCAGAUGGGCGCCUUUUUCGCGGGCAUGACAGUGCGAGCCAACUGCUUCCCACCUCCCACGCAGUGGAGCGAGGGGGAGAGGAGGGCGCUGGUUGACAUGUGGCCCGCCCUCAAAUACCACCUCCCCCGGGACGUGCUCUUCCUUGCCGACCCUCAGGGUUCCAUUUUCAACGAUGCUCUCCCUGUGGGCCCCACGUUCAACGGGCAUGGGUCGGAGCAGGAGGCGCAGGUGGUCGGAGAUCUCAGGGAUAUUCUGUUCGGCGUGCACCUUGGCUUUCAGGAAACCAUGUCGCUGCUGCAGAACCUGCUGCCCAUGAGGGGCGGAAGUGCGGAGGAGGGAGUGGGGGGGGUGAGCGAUGCUCUGGUGGCGGCAUAUCUGAUCGCCGUGCGCAUGAACCGAGAGACUGACCGCGAGCUCAAGGCGUUUUGCUUGGCGUUCGACCAGGAGAUGGGUCCAGCCCCCAUUGCAAGAGUGCCUUCACUCACCCACUACGGAGAUCCCUAUGACGGCAGCACACGCUACUUCCGCCCGACGCUCUUCGUGGCAGCAGUCAGGGCGAGCUGUGGAGAGGCGUGUCUGCUGCAUGGGGUGGACGAGUUUCCCCCCAAGCUUGGAGCCACGGAGGAGGCAAUGCUGAGCCUGCUAGGAGCCAACACCGGCCUCUCCCCGUCUCAAGCUGCUACCAUCUUGCAGGACCCUCAAAUCCACAUGGCAUAUCUCAGCCUCAAGGACUGCUCUCCCUCAUGCUACUCGUUGGUGGAUAUGCGUAGGCACAUCAAGAAACGUCCAACGUUUGCCACCACAGAGAAAGUGCAGCGUUACAUACAUGCAUCAGGGCGAGAGGCCAUGGUAGCCGGAUUUUACCAUGAGGGUUACGAGGAACCUCUGUUGAUGCUCAUGCGCAGGCAGCCUGUGGAAGCAGGGCUCGUGGUGAAGGGCGAGGAGGGCUCUCUAGCUCUCAUGACCCGCCGCCCCGCCCCGGAUGCUGCCAAAAAAGGCCGCCCGGUGAACUACUGCGCGGGGUUCCGGCCGGGGAACAGUAGGAGUGGAUGGGCGGGGAGAGGAGAGGGGAGGGGAGAAGGGAAAGGUGCCGGGAGUGGGCCGGAGGGAGGGGAGGAGAGUGAGAGUGGAGGCGAAGAGGACGGGUUUUACCGUGAGACGUUUUCGAUGGAGGCAGAUGCAGUGGCAGCUGGGAUGGAAGAGACUCUCACACCAAGGAUUGACCGAUCGGCACAGAAGAAUCUCGAUUUGGGACUGGAAGCACUGAGAGGAGUGAAAGGACCGGCAUAUGACAGGAUAGUGUUCAAUGCAGCGGUGCAGGAUCACCUGCUGGGGUGGGGGGCGAGGGCGAUUGGGCUGGAAGCAGCGGUGGAGAGGGCGAGAGAGGCAGUGGACAGUGGGCGGGCGAUGAGGCACCUCAUGGGGUAUGUGGAGCGCAGCCAGCAGAUGCGGUGA
Molecule: messenger RNA, 1992 nt
Organism: Closterium sp. Naga37s-1
Lineage: Eukaryota; Viridiplantae; Streptophyta; Zygnematophyceae; Desmidiales; Closteriaceae
Source: the annotation of a GenBank genome assembly